Messenger RNA from Strongyloides ratti, 1728 nucleotides. RefSeq lists its product as hypothetical. Lineage: Eukaryota; Metazoa; Nematoda; Chromadorea; Rhabditida; Strongyloididae. The transcript has a single exon. The coding region runs from base 1 to 1728 and encodes 575 amino acids. The record is from RefSeq and is a predicted model, not a curated record.
AUGAGUAUAAAUAAUUUUGAGCAUCUUACAAUUUUAAGAAAAAAAAUAUUUUUUGUUGAUUUGGAAGAUAUUAAAGAUACAAAAGUUGAAAAUAAUAAUACUUAUGGAUUUUCAAUAAAUAUUAAAAAUAUAUCUUAUUUUUAUAAUAUUGGUAAAACAUUAAUUAAUCAAAUAGGCAAUUCAUAUGGUGAAAUAUUUUGCCAAUGGCAUACCUGUGAUUUAGGAGUCAAGUUUUUUGAUAAAAAAAUAGAUAAGCAUGAUAUUAAUAAUUCUAAUGAAAAAUUAAAAAUUGAUUAUGCAAUAAUAUUUAGUUUGAAAAGAUUAAACAAUAAAUUAUAUCUUGGUACUAUGUUUUAUUACAAAGAAAUUUUUUUUUACAAUGGUUGCCCUGUAAGAAAUUAUAUAAAGAAAGAAUCUGGUAUAAAAUAUUAUGCCUAUAAACAUGUUUAUGAUAAUGGAAUUGAUCUCCCAAAUUAUAACAUGUCACAUUUAUUUUUACCUAUUUUUCCUCAAUAUGAAAAAGAAACUUUUUUUUCAUGUGGUUGGAUAGAACAAACAUCAUUACCAAAUAUAGAAGUUGGAUUUUAUCUAGAAGAAAGUUUUAAAGGUAUUAAUGAGAUAACUAAUAAUAGUUUUAAUAUUGAAUUAGAUCAAAAUUGUUAUGAAUUUAAAAGCCAAUUUAUGUAUUCAUUUAUUUAUACAAAUGAAAAAUCUAAUAUAUUAAAUUUGAGAGACAUUUCAAAAAACAUUAAUAAUAGUAUUAAUUAUUUUGGGCAAAAGUUAUAUUUUUUUAACAUGAAAAAUUUUGAAUAUUCACAUUAUUUUGAUUUGAAGAAACCUAAAGUACAAAUACCAUAUUCAAUUUGCAUCCAAAAGUCUAAAGUUUAUAAAGCAAUUAUAAUUCCAGUACUGGAAAAUUUUGAAGAUAUUAAACUUGACAACACAACUAAUGAAUACUAUCAAUUAAUCAAUUCAUCUAAUUUUAAUGAACUAUUUAAACCAAAAUGUAUAUUAAAAAUGAUAAAUGAAAAAAAUGAAAAGUAUAAAGAAUUCUAUUCAAAAGCAAUUAAUUUUACUUUGAAAAAAAUUAAUAAUUUUAAGAAAAUAAAAGAUAACAAUAUAAUAUUUGAAAAUGAUAAUUUAGAAAUAUAUGGUAAAUAUUCUUGUGUUUUUACUAAAAAAGCAGAAUUGAUAACUGAUAAUUUUGUGGAAAAAAAAGAUUUAUAUAUACUACCAUUAAAUGGUACAAUCUUUAAAAUAUCUUUAUUAAAUGUCUCUUAUCAAAAUAUUCCUUCAUUCAUUUGUUCAAAAAUGAGGUAUAGUGUUGUUGAAAAAAUGAACAUUUAUAAAGUUUUAAAUAAUAGUGAGGAUAUUUUAUUAUACUCUGGUUCAUUAAUUAAUUUACAAUCAGAAGAUAAAUUGAUGAAGAAAUUAACAUCAAAUAUAAAAUUAUUUAAAGUUUUAUGUGAAUAUAAUACGAAAGUAGGGACCAAAAUAUCAACAGUUCAAAAUUUUAUAUUUCAUUCAUUUACUAAAAUGAAUAAAAAUAAUAUUAUUCUUGUCUUUAAUAUCUUAGUUAUAUUGAUAAUAAUUAUAGUAAUAUUAAUAAUAAUGACUUAUUUUAUUUUUGUAAAAAGAACACCAAAAAAUAAAGAAAAUUAUAAACCAAGAUUUAAAAGAAAGUCAAUACGAAAUAUAACUUCUUUUGAAAUGAAGAAUGUAUUAUAA